CAGCAGACCACUUCCGGUAAAGUUACCCGCGAAAAUUGUGGAAGAAGUGUACUUCUUCGUGAACUCAGUGUUGAUAAAUAAUGAAAAUCUAAUUUCGACUGAUUUACCAUCUAUCGAGAUAAGAUGAAAGACCCUGGUCUGUAUGCGGAGGUCCGGGGUAGGGUCAAAUACAAGGGAGUGGGGUCAUACAUUGGGGACUACAAAACAGGCAAAAUGGUUGUGGCACCUGAAGGUGUCCAUUGGAAGUGUCAACUUUGGAUCAACACCAAGAGAGAAAGUCCAGUUGUCAAUUUGCAAAUAAAUGAUAAGAUAAAGAGUCUAAUCAACCGACCUGACAGAGUGAUCCUUGACUUGGCCACCGGCUACAACAUCUAUGUGAUAGCAGAUCAAGGAGACCUAGCGCACCUCAAGAAGGUCCAGGAAUUGCUUUGCAAUAUCAAACAAGGGAAGACAGUUCAUGUGAGUGAAAACAAGGCCGAAGUUGGUGGACACAAGAACCAUGUGUUGACAGCCAGUAAUGUCUCACCAAAGACAAACUCCCCUGAUGUGUCUCCGGUAUUCACCAGUGUCAAGGAAAACAGAGGCUCUAAUGGAGACAGUAACUCUUUAGGACAUCGUCUCUUUGAAGAUGAUGAUGUGGAUUCAAAGGAAAAUUAUCACAGUGGUCCUAGGUGGCCUGCUGAAAAGUUCCUCAAGCAAGGUCAGGACAAGAGCAGGGAGACAUUGAAGUCAUUUGCAGCCUCAGGAUUCUACAGCAGUACUCCAGCUUCACACACACAGAAAAUGUAUUCCAGAACCUGUGAAUCAUCAGGGUCAGCAAAGAGACCAGGGAUGAUGCCACUUAACCCAACUCCACAAAAGCGACCUCGUCUGUUGUCUGACCUCAACUAUUCGUGGGGGAAGAAAGUGAGUCAAGAUUCCAGUAACCAGCAGCAGUCACUUCUGGGAUUCUCCAACAUCGGCAACACAUGUUACAUGAACGCUAUCCUGCAGUCCCUGUUUGGGCUGAAUCCUUUCAGCAAUGAUUUGCUCUACUCCUUCAAGAAGAAAGGACGGUCCUUUUCGCCGAACUCUCUCUACUGCUCAUUGGCAAGACUUGUCAAGAUUCAAAGAAGGCCUGGGUCAUCUGAUUUCAACAAAAGGGAACUACUUCGCAAUGUGAAAAGUGCAAUAUCAGGAACUGCCAAGCGUUUCUCAGGGUACCAACAACAUGAUGCUCAUGAGUUCCUCAGUCAAGUCCUUGAUCAGCUGAAGGAAGAAAUUGUGAAGUUUAACAAAUCAACGCCAAGUCCAACAAGAGACCCAUCAGAAGACAUUGAUCUUGUUAACCCUACCCUCGACAAUUUUGAAUUUGAAGUACUUCACACGAUAACAUGUCUCAAAUGUGAUGAGGAGGUUGCGAAGUCUGAGCAGUUCAAUGAUUUGUCUUUAGAGAUGCCACAAAGAAGUCACCAAGGUUACCCCAAGUCUCUGCAGGAUGCGUUGGAUGUGUUCCUGCAACAAGAAGAAAUUGAUUACACAUGUGCGAAGUGUGGUCACACAAAGUCCAAAGUCAAACACAAGUUCACAAGGAUACCCAGGAUUUUGAUUCUUCACCUGAAAAGAUAUGCAUACAGUGCUUCAAUAUCCCUACAUAGCAAGAUGGGUCAGAGGAUAUUCAUCCCGAGCUAUGUGUCUUUGUCCUCUCAUGUUGAUAGUGAUGUCCAAUGCCCUCCACCCAUACCAUGCGUGCUACCACAGUCAAGUCCCAUGAAGUCUCUGCCAGACUUGGAUGAUCGCAAGGGAGAUCACUCUCGGAGGAAACUUGACUAUACUUCUGAUUCAAAAUACACGUUCAAGUCCCUGCACAACAAGCAAGGAGAGGACAGCACAGACCAACCAGCACCACAUACUGAGAGGAGGAACUCUACCGAUCUGGAAGACAGCAAAUUAUUUCCCAGCUUUGCAUUGGAUGAAUCUACAGAGGAUGCUGACAUGGCCCGUGCCAUUGAGCUGAGUCUGCAGGAAGCCAAGAUGCAGGAACAGCAGCAGGAAGCUUACAAGGACAGUCCAAGUGAAGACGAGGAUAACAGUAUGAAAGAUGAUGUCAUGGAGAUUAGUGAGCUUCCUCAGGCUGGGCAACAGGUUGACAUCAGUGUAAGUCUUACAGAGACAGACUUACGACAGAUGACAGAAGAGCAGAGGAUAGAAGUUGCAAUUCAGCAGAGUUUGAUGGAGUCUCAGGGCCCAAGCACAUCUCUCAGCAGCCUCCUCAGACACUGCUUAAGCAGAAGCCUCAUUGUGAAGGAGUGCAGUGGAGCAUUCCUUGCAUCUCAGGCAGAGGAACCAGAGACUGCAUCUCCAGAAUUUCCUCUCAUAAAGCAGAGAGGUCAGUCAAACAAGGAAAGGGAAACCAAGUUGGUUAAUGGUGACAGUAUGAUUAGAGACAGGACAGAGUGUGAAAUGAGGGCAGAAGUUGAUGGUGAAACUGGUCAAGGACAGACAUGUGUCAGUGGGGUAGAGACCGGUGUAGGGAGGACGACGGUGGGCAGUUGUCCGUUUGAUGAAGUGGAUGGCGCUGUGCUGGAGCAGAUGUUCAGUGAAAAUAGUGAGGAUGUGUUUGGUAGUGAGCUGUCUGUGAUAACACCAACUGUUAGGACAACAAAAGGCUCAGAUGGUCAGUGUGGGGGUUUGACUCAAGGAGAAAUAGAGCACAUAUUUGGAGAUGAAUCAGUGGCCAGCUCUGAAGCACACAAUGACCAAGAUAAAGAGAAAACAGAAAGGAAAAAAACAGUUGUCAAUGAUGAAGUUGUAGAUCUCACAUGUUGGGAGGAAAAGGAGAAUUUGAAGCCGGAGGUGGAGGCUAAUUGUGUUGCUGCAAAACAGGAUGACAUAUACCCAGAUGAGCCCUCUCAAGAGGAGAUCCUUUUGAUCAAACAGAAACGAUCUCAAAAUGAGAAUGGAAUGUUGCCCUGUUCAUAUCGGCUUGUCAGUAUAGUCAACCACAUAGGCCACAGCUCUUCUGCAGGUCAUUACAUCAGUGAUGUGUACAACAUGAAGAGGAAAUCUUGGCUGAGCUUUGAUGAUGCCCAUGUGUCCAAACUGCCGGAAACAGAAAUUAGAACCCGUCGGGAAAGAAGCGGUUAUAUAUUCUUCUAUAUGUGCAAGGAGGUGUUCGAGGAGUUGGAGAGUUUACACACAGCAUCAAUACUGAACAAGGAGAACUAGGGAAAGAUGUUUCUUUUAAUAAGACAUUCAUUUGUACAUUGUCCAUGUAUGAGGCUAUAUUAAAUAUAUUUCUACCAAUGUUCAUGAAUGUUCAAUAUAUUAUGUUUGAUUCAUAAAAUAAUUUAACCAUGA
Messenger RNA from Haliotis rubra (blacklip abalone), 3339 nucleotides. Its product is annotated as ubiquitin carboxyl-terminal hydrolase 37-like. Gene Ontology annotation, molecular function: cysteine-type deubiquitinase activity. Gene Ontology annotation, biological process: protein deubiquitination. Lineage: Eukaryota; Metazoa; Mollusca; Gastropoda; Lepetellida; Haliotidae. The record is from RefSeq and is a predicted model, not a curated record.